AUGCCGGAACCGUUCAAGCGUGCGGCAGUGCCUGCGACUUCGGUCUUCAAGCCGGACCUUUUUAAAGACAAGGUUGUGUUUGUAACGGGCGGAGGAUCCGGUAUCUGCUACAGUGUUACGGAAACAUUGAUGCGCUUCGGCGCCAAGGCCACAAUUUUGGGCCGCAAGGCCGACCGGCUUCAGGCCGCAGCUGUGCAGCUCUCGAAGGACACGGGAUCCGAGGCGUUUGCCGCGCCUGCAGACGUGCGCGACAUUGAUUCUUUGCACGCUGCUGUCAAAGCUACCCUCGAAAAGUUUGGCAAGAUUGACUUUGUCAUCUGCGGCGCUGCGGGCAACUUUAUGGCGCCGAUUGAGGGCCUCUCUUCUCGUGCCUUCCGCACGAUUGUGGAAAUUGACUUGCUCGGCACGUUCAAUACGGUGCGCGCUACGCUCGACGAGAUUAAGAAGCAGCGCGGCACCUACAUCCAUAUCUCUGCGACGCUGCACUACUCGGGCCUUCCCUGGCAGGCGGCUGCUUCCGCCGCCAAGGCAGGUGUCGAUACGCUUUCUAAUGCACUUGCAGUUGAACUUGGGCCCUUUGGCGUGCGCAGCAACUGCAUUGCGCCCGGUCUGAUCGCCGGUACCGAAGGAGCCGACCGUCUCGUGCCGCAAGGCGGCGAGGACAUCGUGGAGUCGUUCAUUCCUCUUCAACGUCCUGGCUCCAAGCACGACAUUGCAAACGCUACCGUCUUUCUUUUUAGCGAGGCUGCUAACUGGAUUACCGGUCAGAUCAUGGUUGUCGAUGGCGGCCAUGUGCAUUUCCGCGCGCCUUGGCUGCCCUACCCCGAUAGUGUGUUGGAUCCCAAGUCGUUUGGGGAGCUCUUCAAGGGGUCCAAAUUGUAA
Messenger RNA from Malassezia vespertilionis, 882 nucleotides. RefSeq names its product 2,4-dienoyl-CoA reductase [(2E)-enoyl-CoA-producing] (gene SPS19). Gene Ontology annotation, biological process: fatty acid catabolic process. Gene Ontology annotation, molecular function: 2,4-dienoyl-CoA reductase (NADPH) activity. Lineage: Eukaryota; Fungi; Basidiomycota; Malasseziomycetes; Malasseziales; Malasseziaceae. The record is from RefSeq and is a predicted model, not a curated record. Bases 1 to 882 code for a protein of 293 amino acids. The transcript has a single exon.